Molecule: messenger RNA, 4935 nt
Organism: Linderina pennispora
Lineage: Eukaryota; Fungi; Kickxellomycota; Kickxellomycetes; Kickxellales; Kickxellaceae
Exons: 3
Coding region: 161-4726 (1521 amino acids)
Source: RefSeq, a predicted model, not a curated record
AUCGACAAGUACGAGGCUAGCCCACUGGUGGACGGAUGACGGCACUGUGGUCGAAGGAAAACUCUGCAAAAUCCGGCAAUGCAAAGGCGAAGUCUGCUGAGUUUGAAAAGUUCUUGGAGGACAAAAAAUCGCAGCCGCCGUUCGCAGCCGUACACCUUGGAUGCUGAGUCAGAGCAGGCUGGCGUGCAGUGUGGCCGAGUUCCUGGCGUCUGAGAUUCUCAUACUCCGACCUGCAGCCAUCCCGCUUCCAUCGGCUCUCGAUAUGCAGGCGGCCGCCAAGCCUGUGCGCUCUGCAGCCACUGCGGCGUCUGGAUCGGCGGUCUCGACGGCCGAGGAUUACUCGCCUGACACGAUCGCGUACCGGUGCUUCCUGAUCCAGUGCCUGGCCGAAAUGGUCGCGUCCUUCCCGUUCACCCUGCAAGCAAUAUUUGUGGCACGAACCAGCCACCUUUUGUCAGCCCAGAUGCCCCGCACAAAGGACUCAUCUAAGGGCAAGAUGCGUGCCUCGACGACAGCCCCGGCCUCCGCUGGUGCUUCGGCUGAGAACUCGGCGCAGCAGCCGGCGCUGCGUGUGCGGUCGCCGCUGAUCAGUCAUCUUGUGCACGACCUAGUUGUGCGGGAGGCGCUCAACAGCAUCAAGCCAACAAAGCCGCGCGCGCGUGCUGAUUUGUCUGCCACGGGCACCGAGGAGGAGCAGGCGCUGGCUAUCACCAACCAGCAGAUCACAGCCAAGCGUGGGCAGCUGUCACGGUGUGUGACGUUCUGGGCCACGGCAUUGCUGAGCACGAUCUGUGUCCGGCACCACGAGGGCUGGACCACGACUACCUGCGCCAACCCGCGUGUGGCGGGCAAUGACGAUUUCACAGUCGAGUCCCUUCGUGGCAACUACGACGCAGCACUGUCUGCUGCGCGGCAGCUGGUGCUGGACCAUAUUGUGCGCGCCUUCCGCGAAUGCCUGUCAAUGCGUAUGACGGGCAUUGGCGGGGCAGAUGUUGUCUAUGCUCGUCUGACAUCCUUGGCCCAGCUCACAUACAAGCUGGUCAUUGCGCGCUCAAUCAACCACGGGGUUCCUGGAAGCGCUCGCACGUCUGGCACGAAUAGCAACGGCGAGAGUGUUAGCUUUGAGCGCGAGAGCGCCAAUGCGCUGAAGAAGAUGAUUCUGGAGCGUGGCAUUCCUCGACCUGCUGACUGCUGCCAGCAGCCGGCUGAAUCUCAAUUACCCACAGAGCCGCGAGAUGCUCAACAACUUCCUGCGGCCCAUCGAGCUCCUUUCCAAGGCAGCGCGACAUUGACACCGAGGAUGAGGAGAUGGUCGAUGACAUUGUGCUUGACCAGAGCAUCACCGACGAGGUCCAUGACGUCGGUGGCAACAGCGAUCUGGACAUGGAGAUGGACACGAUCAUGCGUGAGGGUGGGGAUGACGAGGAUGACGAUGACGACGGCGACAUCGACGACGACGAUGAUAACGGCAGCAUUGACAGCGACGACAUUGAUGAAAUCAUUGACGGUGAUAUUGACGAGAGUGCUGUUACUCCUGGCGAAGCCAUUGGUCUGGCGCUUGAAGACGACGAGGGCGGGUUGUUUGGCAGCGAGUUUGAUGCCGAGAUUGUUGAGACCGACAUUGACGAUCUUGAGGACGACGACCCUGAUGGUCACCACCACCACCAUCACCACCACCAUCAUCACCACCACCAUCCACCAUCAUGACGGCGAUGAUGACGACGGCUGGGAAAGUAAUUUGUCAGAGGGCGAGCUUGAGGACUUGGCCGAAAUUCAUCGUCUGAUGCGCCACCAAAGCGGCCAUCGUCACCGGGGUGCUGUUGUUGGCGGCCGUGGACGCACACUUGGCGAGAAUUUGAUGUCUAUCGUCAACAGCAGCAACAUCGAAGAGUUUGAGCAUGCGCUUGAGCACCAUGACGACGAUGACCAUGACGGGGAUGAUCGCAUGGAAGGACACGGUGCGAUUGGUGCACAGCCUUUCAUUGGCGACACGCUGAACCUCGACGCCAGGGCCGACCUCGGUGGCGCCAGCGGCGGGGAUGGCAACGGCAGCAGCAGCUCGGGCUCCAGUGGUUCUGGCAACGACGACGACGAGGACGGCGAUGAGGACGAUGAGGACGAAGAUGCAGACUCUUUCCUCGACGACCUCCCCAACACGUUUGAGAUCACGAUGGAGUCGAUUGACGGACAGCCGCUGCCUUCUGGUGUGGCCAACAGCACGGAUUUCGCCAACUUUUUGUCGCGCACGAUCCGUGGGCAUCUGGCAAACAACCGCGACCUGGCCAACGACCCCAUCGAGGGGCUGAUGCAGAUAGGCAGCGGGGUGUCGAAUCUGGCGCGGUCGCUAGGAAGCCUGGGAGCUGCUAGCAGCGGAGGAUUGGGCCCGGGUCAUCUGUUCCCGCCACUUGGAUCCAGCCUGCUUGAUAUGCCGUUCCCGCGGCUGACGUCGCUGGGCCGUGCGAAUCAUGGGGGUGGUGCGCUGGGCGGUGCUACCGGACACAACAUGAGCCACCCAAUGAUAGAUCCCGGCGAGCGUACGGACCGUAUGGCUGGGGCAGACCGCGGGCUGCAGGCGCGUGCAGACCGUAUCACACGCAACAUGAUGGGAGGUCCACUGCGCACAGCGCCUGACGAUGUGUACAACCUGGGCCAGCGGCUGACGUCGCAGCUGUCCCAGAUGCUGUCGAGCGGACGGCGCCCAGUCCAUAGUGACCCGCGGAUUCUAGGCGCCAGCAACCAGCCGGUGCCAUCGGCUCUGGCUGAGGAGGACUCUGCGGCAGCCAAGGACGACACAGUGGUUAAUGCGCUUGGUGACACCAGCUCGAAGCUAGUCUGCGCACUGCAAGAGCUGAUGCAGCUGAGCCGCGCAAUCGCAGCAAUCGAGGGAUACACUCCGCAGAGCACGAUCGAGCGGUGGCAAGAGGAGGCGCGGAUGCUGCUCAGCGGGCCCGCAUCUGGGCUGACGCCGCGGCUUAUGAACGCCCUGCUGAACAGGCUGAUACCCGAGGCCAUCCAGCAGAACCUGCUGCGGCGCAGGUACCAGAUUGAGAUUGCGCGCAGGGACAAUAUAAUCGACCGCCGACGCAUGGAGCGCGAGGAUGCGGAUCGCAAGCGGAGAGAGGAGGAGGCGCGUGCGGCAGAGGAGCUGCGGCUGGAGGAGCAGGCCAAGCGGGCCGAGGAGCAGGCGGAGGAGGAGCGGGAGAUGGAGGCCAAAGAUGAGGCGGAGGUUCCGGCAAAGGGUACCGACACCAUGUCGUUGGAUGAGCCGGCAGAGCAGCAGGAGUCGGGCCAGGCGGCAGAACAGCAGCAGCCUGAGCCCGCGAGCGAGCCGGUGUUUGUCACAGUCAACGGACAGCGCGUGGACAUCACCGAUACUGGAAUUGACCCAGAGUUCCUGCUGGCCCUCCCCGACGAUCUGCGUAUGGAGGUGAUUGAGGACCGUCGCGAGGAGAUGAACGCGGAGAGUCGCAACAACAGCACCGGCGCUGCUGGCGCUAGCGGAGGGGCUGCGGGUGGCGCUGCAUCUGCUGGUGGCAAUGAGGAAAACGAUGGGAUCAGCCAAGAAUUCCUGGAUGCUUUGCCGCCUGAGAUCCGCCAGGAGGUGCUGGACCAGCAGCGGCUGCAGCGGCAGCUGUAUGAGCGCGAGGAGCUCAUGCGGCAGCGGAUGACGCGCACGCCGCAGGCAGCUGGCGAGGGAGGCAGUGAGCGCGGUGGUGGCUCGUCAUCGGCAGCCACACCGGCGAGCCAGCACCCGGCCACGGCAGCAGCUCUGGCACGGGUCGGCCUCAGCACUGGUUCUCGAGGAUCGCGGUUCCGUGUGCAGCACCUGGACUCGCUGGCACGGCUUGGGCGCAGCGGCAAUGCGUCCAGCAGCCACGCAGAGCCGUCGGGCGAAGCACAGCGUUUGCGUGAGCGACGCCGCAAGAAGAUAGCGGCGCGGGACAUCACAGUGCAGCUGCUGGGCAAGCCCGAGCUGGCGGCGCUGACGAGGUUCAUUUUCCUGCCGAACCACGGGCUGUCAAACACACUGAUCAUGAAGGUCAUGCAGUACCUGUGCGAGAACGGUGCUACCCGGGCGCAGUUUAUCCAGCUGAUGCUGUCGAUUUUAGGUGGCUGUGCGCUGACACUGGCCGAUGUUGACAAGGUCAUUCAGUUGGCGAUCAUGUCGGGCUCAGAAGCUGGUGCUGCCGAGGCACCGAGCGGCCGGACGCUGCCGCGCACAGGCAGCACCAUCAGCGAGCACCAGCCAGCCGGUGGAACCUCCUCAGCGGUGCUGGGGACCCCGGCCGUGGCCCAGUUCACAGCCGGUCUGGUGCAGCAGCAGAACCCCGAGUAUGCGUUCCCGCUUGGUGAUCUGCAUGCGGACGUACCGGCAUAUGUGCCUGCCCAGCGGUGUCUCGAUAUGCUGCACAGUCUUGCAGCGCAUAACCCGCGGGCGUCGAUGCACUUUUUGGUCGAGCAUCCGCUGACGGCCAAGGUAGCAGUUGCAGGGGACGAGGAGAGCCGGUUCCCACUGGUUCAUCUGCUGCUGCUGCUGGAGAAGCCGCUGUUCUACAGCCACGGCAACACGGUGACGGAGCUGCUGAUGCAGCUGCUGGCCACAAUCACGAAGCCGCUGGGCAGCAUGGUUAAGCGGCAGCAACAGCAACACAGCAGCAGCAGCAGCAGCAGGACGAGUCACACGAGUCAGGCAGCAAGAAGCCGGCAUGCCUACCGCUGCCGGUGAUCCCUGCACAUGCGCUGCGGGCCAUCGUCAAUGUGCUGGCGGCGGGCGAGUGUACAUCGCGCACGUUCCAGCACACGCUGAGCCUGAUCCAGAACCUGUCGCAUAUGCCUGGCGUGCUGUCUGAGAUCAUCAGCGAGCUGAUCACCCGGGCCUCCUUGCUCUCGUCCAGCGUAUGCGAGGAUAUCGGCCAGCUGCUGCCGCUGCUGCAG